UUAGAAUUAGAUUGUUGAGCGUCGCAUAUUUGUGUUUUGUACUAUAUUGUGUUCUGGCACUGAGAAAUAGCAUUCUAGGAUAGAAGAUGGCCUCACAGGUUUGCAAAUCUGCUUCCAGAGCCGCGAGGUCCCUUCUCUCUGCUUCCAGGGCCUCUCAAGGACGUGCGGUUGCGGCUGCUGCCGCUGUUACAUUCAGCAACAAAGUGCCUCUUUUGGCCUCAAAUUAUGGGAGGAGCGGUUCUGGAAGUGGAUCCGCAUCAUGGAUUCCCGGAGCCCUUGCUCUUCCUGCUGCAGCUUACAUGUUCCAAGAUCAGGAGGUGCAUGCAGCUGAGCUGGAGCGCACUUUCAUUGCCAUUAAGCCUGAUGGAGUACAGAGAGGGCUGAUUUCUGAGAUUAUAUCUCGUUUUGAGCGGAAAGGGUACAAGCUUGUGGGAAUUAAAGUAGUGAUUCCUUCAAAGGAAUUUGCCCAAAAGCACUACCACGACCUGAAAGAAAGACCCUUCUUUGAUGGGCUGUGUAAUUUCCUAAGUUCUGGCCCCGUUAUUGCAAUGGUGUGGGAAGGACAGGGAGUUAUUUCCUAUGGCCGAAAGCUAAUUGGAGCCACAGAUCCACAGAAAUCAGAGCCUGGAACCAUUAGGGGUGAUCUGGCUGUUGUUGUUGGAAGAAAUAUCAUCCAUGGGAGCGAUGGUCCAGAGACUGCGAAGGAUGAGAUUAAGUUGUGGUUUAAGCCAGAGGAGUUGGUUAGUUUCACUAGCAAUGCAGAGAAUUGGAUUUAUGGUAAUUGAUUAUUUCCCUCAUCCUCAGUGAGUUUUUGGAAUAAAUCAUUUGUCAGCGGCAAUACUGAACUCUAGAAGCUACAAAUAAGCGCGAUUGAGAUUAUUACCGUUAUUAUUUCAGUUCUAUAGGAAUUGCAUUGUUUUAUCACUCGGGUGAAGAGUGCAGAUAUAUAUAUAUGACAUUAUGAUGCCAAUAUUUCAGAAUAGGGUCAACUGUGUUUUUUCGGAAA
Messenger RNA from Cajanus cajan (pigeon pea), 1006 nucleotides. Lineage: Eukaryota; Viridiplantae; Streptophyta; Magnoliopsida; Fabales; Fabaceae. The record is from RefSeq and is a predicted model, not a curated record.